AAACCACUAGCUAGCUAGUUUCUCUUUCUCUUAUCACAUAACUAAGCAAAGAGAGAACCUAAUUCUCUUCUUUUUCUUCCAUAGAUUCUCUCUUUUAAUUCCACCUUUUUUCUUUUCUUUUUUGUUCUCUCACCACCAUCACUCACUUAACAAUUCAAGUUCAACACUGCCUAACUCCCCUUUACUAAAGCUACUUGGUUUUAAUUAGACUAGCCACUUUUCAUACAUCAAGAACUUGCUUAUGUAAAGUUAGAGGUCAACAUCCACUUAAAAGCACGAAAUACUGAAGUUUAAGAUUAGCUAGAAGAAAUUUCUUUCAAGAAAUUGCUUAUGCAAAGUUGAGGUCAACAUCGAUUUAAGAAGUAAGCUACCUCUAAGGCGAAAUUCUGAGCAAAACCAAAGAAAAUUAAGCCAAAAUGAAUGGUCAUGAUCCAAAGAAGAAUCCAUCACAUAAAAAUCCAGUCAAAACUUUGUGCACUUUCUUGCUAAUUUUACUCAUAUUGGCUGGCCUUGUUGUGCUCAUUGGAUGGCUAAUUUAUAGACCCCAUGAGCCCAAUUUCAGUCUAGUAGGUGCUGCCAUAUAUGAAUUAAAUGUAACAUCUCCUCCUUAUAUGUCAAGCAUCAUGCAAUUCACAGUGUUAGCAAGAAAUCCAAAUAGGAGAGUUCGUUUGGAUUAUGACCAAUUUUCAGCUCUUGUUUACUACAAGGAUCAAGCAAUUACACCUCCAGCUAUGCUGCCACCUUUACUUCAGGAAACAAAAAGCACGGCGGUAUUAUCGCCAGUGAUAAGAAGUGCAUUGGUACCCGUGUCGGUGGAAGCAGCAAAUGGAUUACUGAUAGAUGAAGUUUAUGGAGUUGUGGCUUUGAGACUUGUGUUUCUGGGGAAAAUGAGAUAUAAAGCUGCAUUUGUAAGGACUAAACACUAUGGACUUUAUGUCAACUGUGAUAUGUUGGUGGGCUACAAGAAGGGGUUUGUGGGUCAAGUUCCUUUGCUUGGUACUCCAGAUUGUCAAGUUGAUUUGUGAAGUUUAUUUGUACUUUGAGAAUAAAAGACUAAGUGUACUUACAGAUUAUGAACUGAAUGAUUAGAAGAUGAACUAGGAGACUACUUGUUUCUUCAAAUCUUAGAUGUAUCUCAACAGUUUUACUAUUCCAGCUUUUCAAUUUGUAAACAGAAUUACGUACAGUUAUAUAUAGUGCUUUUUUU
This is a messenger RNA of Lycium ferocissimum, 1207 nucleotides long. RefSeq names its product NDR1/HIN1-like protein 1. The record is from RefSeq and is a predicted model, not a curated record. Gene Ontology annotation, biological process: defense response to other organism. The transcript has 4 exons. NCBI's taxonomy places the organism in Eukaryota, Viridiplantae, Streptophyta, Magnoliopsida, Solanales, Solanaceae. The coding region runs from base 417 to 1025 and encodes 202 amino acids.